UUUGUUUGGGGGACGUUUGAAUGAUUCUUUUUCGAUCACCAAAAACACGCGGAAUUGGUGCCGGUCGAUGGGUGACAACGCUCCGCAUCGGACAAGUAUCAGCAAAGAUCUGCGUCAGUGUUGAGACGUUGAUUGAAUGCAAUCGGAGCUGAUGGAGGACGAAUCUCAUUUGAACUCAAUCCCUGCUGGACAAUCGGCCCAGCAAAGAACACCUUCUCCAUCCCGCUGCGUUGAUUUAAAUGUUUUUAGCUCUUCAAUCAAAUCAGAUUCCUUUUUAAAUUCUACCUCUGCCAAACAUUCGUUACCGCAUAUUUCGCUCGGCACGUUUAACAUGUCCACCUCCUCGCCAGUCUCGUCUCCUCCGCAGGUGCGGCAAGCGUCUUCGGUAGCGUCGUCAAAUCGUAACGGACUGACUGGACUACCAAAAGUUGGCCGCCACCGACCGGUUGUGCGUAGCCAAAGUUCGCGGAUCUCGCUCCUACGCCAGCCUCCGCCUAGUGCAUCUAGCCUCACCAGCGGAAACGAGGAAGAACAUUUCUCCAUUCCGGAAAGGUACGUCGAGUUUCGUGGCAGGAGUUGCAAUCGUUGUUGGUGGUGGAUCCCAUUGACCGUCAUUACGUCGAUCAUCGUCACGGCUGCCAUCAUCUGGUUAUUCCAACCUUACGGAUUAUUUGGUUACCCAGAAUACCCGAACGCUACAUCGCCCGAAGAACAGGAGCAAGGUGAAGUAUGCACGACUCCUGCUUGCGUCAAAGCGGCAGCGCGUCUACUUGCUCGUCUCGACCCGUCGAUUGAUCCCUGCACGGAUUUUUACCGUUUCUCGUGCGGCCGUUUCCUUGAUACCUACAGCGUCCCAGACGACUCUAAUCAGCUUUCAACCCUGCAGGAAAUGCAAGAUGAAAUGUUGCUGUCUACUCGAAAAGUGCUGGAGCAGCCGCACGAUGGCGAUGCUAAUGUCAACGGAUCCAUCCGGAAAAUCAAAGAUUUCUACGCUUCGUGCAUGAGUCCGCAUUUGGACGAUGCGGAUUUUGGCAACGUUAGCGAGUUGCCACUGUUUGCUUUCCUACAACCGGGCGAACUAGGUGCUUGGCCGUUGCUCAUGCUCGAGCCCGGCGACCGGCCACACGAUCAUGCGUCACUCGAGCACCUGAUCGGGACUUUGGCUGCGCUCCAAGUCCAUAGCUUUGUUGACAUUUACGUGACGCAGGACGAGAGGAACUCGUCUCAGUACAUCCUUCAGUUUUUUAAAGGUGAGCCACUGAUGGAAAAAGAUUGGUAUGACGUGAGCAGGAAUGAGACGGCGGCCAGACAUCUACGCUGCCUUCGCUCUUACCGCAACCUCAUGGAGGAAACUAUCCUUCUUCUGAGUGGCGGUCGGCGUGAGCCACUUGACGAACUCGACGAUAUGCUGGCCUUUGAGGCCCGCUUUGCAAAAAUUUCCAGUACCUUCUGCGCUGAUGGUGACUUGAUUUUGGACCCGACCAACGACUCGAAUCGCACUACAAGUAACAACGAAGAUCUGGAGAAUGCUGCCUUCCAUCACGAUACCAUCGUCGAACAUCGGUUGAAUCUCUCCGAUAUGGAGACCCAAUUUCCUGCGAUCAACUGGACAGCAGCGGUGGAGACUCUCCUUCGAGCGACUGGCUUAAGCGAUAAAGAUCGGGCAGCUUUGCUGUUGUCUGACAUGCCCGUCAGUCUGCAGUGUCGCGACUUCCUACCCGAACUGGGCAACCUCCUCACUACGACACCAUCCAGGACCGUGACCAACUACUUGAUAUGGCGAUUCGUCUAUAAAUCAAUGCCGCUCAUCACGACGCGCUUCCUCAAGAUGUGGACCAACUUUAAGCAGAGCGUGCCCAAUUUGGGCGAGGAGCGCAUCUAUCUCACGAGGUGGAAGCAGUGCGUCGCAUUAGUUAAUGAAGGUUUUGGAUUAGUGGCCGCUCAUCUUUACGUUACCAAAAUGGCCUCAAAUUGGACCAACACUUGGAUUCUGCGGCUGAUCGACGAACUAAAAGAGGCCUUCGGCGCCAGCAUCACACGCCAAGAAUGGAUCGAAGAAGAGAUGACUCUACGUCUACUGGAGAAAUUGGAGGCAAUGGGCUCCAAGAUUGGCUAUCCCAACAAAAUUCUCAACCUGACUCAGUUGGAUCUCGAUUAUCAGGAGCUUCACAUUGACAACGGUCACAUUUUGUUCAACGUCAUGCGUAUAAGGCGUCACGAAGUCUGGCGCGAAAUUCAAAAAGUCUUUCAGCCUCCACCUAAAGAGAAAGAAUGGCUAGUUCAACCGCUGGUCGUCAAUGCCUUCCACAAUCCAUCGACCAACGAGAUCAUUUUUCCACUAGGCAUCCUUCGUGAGCCUUUCUUCAACCUAGACCUACCGAGGUACAUGACGUACGGCAAUCUAGGAGUCGUGAUUGGGCAUGAAAUUGUUCACGGUUUCGAUGUCAACGGACGGAGGUACGAUCGGCACGGCAACAUGACACAAUGGUGGAGCGAGUCGCUAAUGCGCGAUUUCAGUCAGCGGGCUGACUGUUUCAUUCAGCAGUACGCCGCCUUCACCAUCGACCACAUCGAUAAACCGGUUGACGGAAACAGAACACUGGGCGAAAAUGUAUGCGACAGUGGUGGUCUGGCCCAUGCGUGGACAGCAUAUAAAUCAAAUUCAAGAGCCAUAGGCGAGGAGAGACAUAGACCCGAGUUGCGACUGCCAGGUGUCAACUACACCGACGACCAACUUUUCUUCAUCACUUAUGGACAGAUUUGGUGCGAGGUGCUUAAUGCUGAUGGCUACGAGAAGUACACCAAAGAAGCUCAUAGUCCGGGCAAGUACCGUGCCAACGGCGUCCUUCAAAAUAGUCCUACUUUCUCUGAAGUGUUCCAUUGUCCAGCCGACAGUCCGAUGAACCCAGUCAACAAAUGCCAACUCUGGAGCUAAUGACAAACACAGUAAGUCAAACAAAAAAAAACCUUUUAAAGACUGUUGGGGCGUUGACAGCCGAACAAAAGGCUUUUAACGCAAUGUUUGGCAACAAUUUCUUACUGGCUGUCAAAAACUAUAGAUUGUUGAUCAUUUUUCUUGUAUAGUCGAUUCCUUGUCAGUUAAAAUCAAAUCUAAAAAAAAAAAAUUUUUUUAAUGCAUGGCGACAUAUUCUCAAUUAUGUACACGUCAUUCAAUUUCUUUUUGUCUCUGAAACGUUUAAACUAAGUCAAAUCAUUUUCAAAGCGCAAAAAGAAAAUUGUUAUUCUGCUAUCACUAAAAAAAGUUGCUCUCUCACGCUCUUAAUUCUUUAUUUUUUACAUUGCGUUCGCUGUGUUAGUUUCGUCACGUUUGACAUGGUACUGCACCAUUGAAACCUAGUGUAUAUUUUUGAAAUCAUGGAAACACCCAUUUCUUCUCCCGUCAGCUUGCCAACCAAAUUUGUCAACUCCUUUCUACUCUCGUUUUUUUUAACCAAAAAAAAAAAGAAAAACGUGAUUGGUGUUAUGAACAAUUCAAUCUAAUCGUGAAUGUUUACAUUUGAAAAAACUUAGUUUCAAUUUCGUGAAUAUAAUCAUUGUCUCACAUCCCUCGGUUGACUAUUGAAUAGCAAACGUGACUGAUACGUAAUUGGUAUACUGUAUAUUUCGAAUAUGUCGAGAAUGCAAAUAACAAUUUCAGUCAGCAAGUUAUCGAAA
This is a messenger RNA of Daphnia carinata, 3675 nucleotides long. RefSeq names its product membrane metallo-endopeptidase-like 1. The record is from RefSeq and is a predicted model, not a curated record. The coding region runs from base 137 to 2935 and encodes 932 amino acids. Gene Ontology annotation, cellular component: plasma membrane. Gene Ontology annotation, biological process: protein processing. The transcript has 19 exons. NCBI's taxonomy places the organism in Eukaryota, Metazoa, Arthropoda, Branchiopoda, Diplostraca, Daphniidae. Gene Ontology annotation, molecular function: metalloendopeptidase activity.